AUGCACUGCGUUACCAUUCUACUAGCCAGUGUGAUUGCAGUAAAGAGCCAAGACUUCGCAUCGUUACUUGGCGGGUUUCUUGGAGGAGGAGGAGCUGGAGGCGGUGGUGGUGGAAGUCCCUUAGGAGGGAUCUUGGCUAGUCUAGGAGGAGGAGGUGCUGGCGGAAAAGGAGGCCCUGAUAUUGCGAGUCUUCUGAAUCUAGGUGGCGGGUUACUAGGAAAAGGAGGAGGCGGCUCACCAUUUGCCCUUCCGGGAGCUCCAAAUCCUGCACCAGCCCCAAGAGGAGGAGGCGGUAUAAAAGGCCCUACUAACGUCGCCGUACCUGACUACUCGGAAUACGAGGAGGAGACAGUUCAAGCCGCUACCGCUACCACCGCUGCCACCACCAGCACCGCAGAGCCUGAUGCGCUUCCUCCACCGAAUAGCAUGACAUGGAUGCAAGGCGAGGGUCCUGAAGCGACUGCCAGUGAAAUUGAUAGCGACUACGACAUGGUCGGUAUGACGGGUCCGGGUUCGUCCGCACCCUCGGCAGGUGCACCUCCACCACCACCUGCAGCAUUCACCCCAAUCGGACGCAGUGCACAACGAGCACCUAAUCCGGUAUACCAUAAUCCACGUGCACGAACGUUUGUCGUACAUGAGGCAACGCUCCCACCAUUGAGGGUCUACCCACCUCACCUGAUCCAGCCACCUCGACCACCACAGCCACCUCAGCCAUUCAUUCAGCAACCUCCACCACAGUCAUCUCAGUUCAUCCAACAGCCUCAACCUCCGCCAUUCGUUCCCCAGCCACCACCACCACCGCCUACUCCUCCGCCAUUCAUUCCGCAGCCGGCACCGCCACCGCCUACACCUCCGCCAUUCGUUCCGCAGCCGCCACCGCCACCUCCGCCCACGCCUCCGCCGCGGUUCCCACAACCGGCAGCGAAGCCUUUCUGGAAUUGGGCACCACCUCUUUCGAUAAUUGCGAGUACGGUAGCACCGAUAAAACCUGUCAAUACACUGCCACCGUUCACGCUUCCACCUCUACAACCACCCACGACGCCAAGUCCAAAGCUUUUGGCGCAUAAUACAGCGAGGAUGAUUCGUGAAAUCGCUACAUUCUCUGACCAUCACCACGGAGCCAAUGAAGACUACAGUGCCGUCCAAACACUUAUGGAAGCAUUCUUCGAAGCUAUUGCCGGCGCAAAACCUCCUGCUGCUGCACAGGACCCUGGUCGCCUAUUACAACCACUAAAUGAUGGUACGGAAGUCGGUGCCAAUCGUCCACUUGUCAACAAACUCUUCGAGAGUGAUAUGGUACUUACGGUAGAGCAGAUGAAAGGGGUCGUUCUCGCCUCAAAAGCACAACGACAGGGUGGUCUAAGGCGUGGAAAGCGAAAGGGCAGCCCAUCUUCAUACGUGAUUGUGGACUUAACGCUGAACUCACGCCCAGUACCAUACUCGAUGCCAUCCUCUCGCAGGAGUACGGUACUGGACGAGAGCUUAGAGGUUAUCACUGGCGCAGUGUAUCGCUGGCCUAGAAAACCGAUUCCGUAUAGGUUCAAAGAAGGUGAUGAAAAAUGGCGCAAUCUGAUCCGAUCAGCGCUAAAAACGUGGGAAAAGGAAACAUGUGUAAGAUGGGAAGAAAACGGUCACGGUAAAGAUCAUGUAAUCUUUUUCCGUGGUAGCGGGUGUUACUCAAGUGUAGGUCGAACAGGAGGAUCACAGAUGAUAUCGAUUGGUUACGGUUGCGAAGAUAAAGGCAUUGUUUGUCACGAAGUUGGACAUUCAUUGGGAUUCUGGCACGAACAAUCACGACCGGAUAGGGAUCAGUAUAUCUCUUUGAACAAGCAGUAUAUUAUUCGAGGAACUGACGGAAAUUUCGAACGCAGAACGACUCAAGAGAUUGAGGAUAUGGGUUUGCCAUAUGAUCUUGGCUCAGUCAUGCAUUACGGUCCAAACAUGCUCAUUUGCACCAGAUUCGUUGGUCUUGAUAUAAUAUUCAUUGAAGAAAUUUAA
Molecule: messenger RNA, 2001 nt
Organism: Cylicocyclus nassatus
Lineage: Eukaryota; Metazoa; Nematoda; Chromadorea; Rhabditida; Strongylidae
Source: the annotation of a GenBank genome assembly